UCCAAGAUGGCGACAGUCAAAAUGUCGAACUUGAGGCUUCAAAAACUUUUUUUAACUCGAGGCUUCAAAACGCGAGUGCAAUGGAUGUUGUCACGAUGCCUCCGUCCUUUAUUUUAUACAGUCUAUGAUUUCGCAAAUGUCUCCUCUUUCAGUCAGUGUACAGCUCGUGCAUUGCAGAGGGACAGAAGCCUGCUUUUCGCUAGCCAGCUGCCUUUAAUGUAGGUUAAGCUAAAACCAUGGUGAAACAACGUUGUGAGGAGCAGGAGGAAGAUAAUUCAGCUCAGGUUCAGCCAUCAUUUUCAACCCAGACACCUAGUCCUGCGCAAGUUUCUCCUCAACAAGUACCAAGUAGUAACGAUACAUAACGUGGCUGCUAAUUCAACCCUUUCCCCGUCAGUAGCAGCAUGUGACUCAGCACUUGAUUCUCCAACGACAACAUCCAAGAACUGACUGAAUUGUUGGACCAUAAUGAACUAAUUUCAGUGUUCAACACCAAGCCCCGUCGUCUCCUGCUGUAAUCACCAAAAUGAAUAAACACAAGCCGUGGAUUGAGACAUCAUACCAUGGGGUGAUCACUGAAAACACUGACAUCGUUCUGCUUGAUCCUCCUCUGGUGGCCCUGGACAAAGAUGCACCCAUCCCUUAUGCAGGGGAGAUCUGUGCGUUCAACAUCCACGGGCUGGAGGCUCCGUUCGAGGCAGUGGUGCUGAACGGUACUUCUGGCGAGGGCCAGCUGAGGGCCCGCGGCCUGGUGGACUGCGAGCUUCAAAAGGAAUACACCUUCAUCAUUCAGGCUCACGACUGCGGUUCUGGCCCCGGGGGCACGGAGGGCAAAAAGUCCCACAAGGCGGUGGUGCACAUUCAGGUCAACGAUGUGAACGAGUUCGCCCCGGUGUUCCGGGAGCCGCAGUACCACGCAGCGGUGACAGAGGGCAAGAUUUACGACAGCAUCCUGCAGGUGGAGGCUACUGACCAGGACUGUUCACCACAAUACAGCCAGAUCUGUAACUACCAGAUCACCACCACCAGCACACCCUUCGCUAUAGACCGCAACGGUAACAUCCGGAACACAGAGAAGCUGAGCUAUGACCGACAGCAGCAGUACGAGAUCCGGGUGACGGCCUGGGACUGCGGCCAGAAGAGAGCCUUGCACAGCGUCCCUGUCCGCAUUGACGUCAAGCCUGUCUGCAAACCCGGCUGGCAAGGUUGGAAUAAACGAGUGGACUAUGAGCCAGGAACAGGCAGUAAGCAGCUGUUUCCCAAGAUGCACCUUGAGACCUGUGGUGGGCCGCUGUCGUCAGUGAGGACCACAGUGGAGCUGCAGACCAGCCACAUUGGGAAAGGCUGCGACAGAGAGACCUACUCAGAGAAAUCCCUACAGAAACUCUGUGGGGCCUCCUCAGGCAGCACUGACCUUCUCCCUGCCCCCAGCGCCGCCACCAACUGGACAACUUCCCUGGUGACUGACAGUGGGAGAGACAGUGACUUGAUCUUUAGGUUUGACGGUCGUCAGGCAGCUAAAAUCCCAGACUGGGUGGUACCCCAGAACCUGACAGACCAGUUCACCAUAGCAACCUGGAUGAAGCACGGGCCCAGUCCUGGGCUCAGAGCUGAGAAGGAAACCCUGCUCUGUAACUCUGAUAAGACUGAAAUGAACCGUCAUCACUACUCGCUGUAUGUCCAUAACUGCCGCCUGGUGUUCCUAUUGAGGAGAGAUUUCACUCAGGUGGACACCUUCAGACCUGCCGAGUUCCACUGGAAACUGGAGCAGAUCUGUGAUAAGGAGUGGCAUUACUACGUCAUCAAUGUAGAGUUUCCAGUGGUGACACUCUAUGUGGAUGGAGUGACCUAUGACCCCUACCUGGUGACAGACGACUGGCCCAUCCACCCCUCGCAGAUUGAUGUACAGCUGACAGUCGGUGCCUGCUGGCAAGGUGGAGAGGUGACCAAGCCGUGGUUCACUCAGUACUUCCGGGGCAGCCUAUCUGGACUGACCAUCCGACCAGGGAAGAUCGAGAGUCAGAAAGUCAUAUCCUGUCUGCAGGCGUGCAAAGAAGGACUGGAUAUCAACUCCCUGGAGAGCCUGGAUAAGAAUAUCAAGUUCCACUUUAACCCAGCUCAGUCUAUCCUUGUUAUGGAGGGAGAGGACUUGGAGAACAUGAACACUGCUGUGAGGAAAGUUUCCUACAUAAACUCUCGCCAGUUUCCCACACCAGGAAUCCGACGCCUUCACAUCUCCACUGCUGUCCAGUGUUUUGGUGAAGAUACUUGUAUCACCAUUCCUGACAUUGAUGCGGUGGUGAUGGUGCUGCAGCCCAGCGAGCCCAGGAUAACCAUCACCGGAAUAGAGAGAGUGAGCCGGCCUGCUUCUGACCUCAGGGUGUCAGGAGGCAUAGCGCUGUUCCAGGACCUCCACAUCAUCAGCACAGUCACCAGGGCAGAAGCCAACGCACAUCACACAGCACGUGGACCUGGGGUACUGGAGGAGAUCAUUCAUAACUUGGACUACUGUGAUAUCCUGGUGUUGGGGGAGGAGCUGAGGCCGGAGCAGGAGUCUCUCCAACUGCAGCGCAGCGUUCUGCUCGGAAAACACUUGGACGCCACCAACUCCACCUCCGGCAUGUCAAUAUAUGGUGUGGACUCCAUGUCCAACUAUGAGCAGGUGAUCCGACAGGUGCACUACUAUAACUGGAGGCCUGGACAGUUAACAGAGAGAAGGUUUCGCCUCACAUGCUCAGAGCUCAACGGACGCUACACCAGCAAUGAGUUCAACCUGGAGGUGAGUGUGCUCCACAGUUCAGAGGCCGGGGAACAUGUCAGUCACGUGGUGGCUCCUCCUCAGUACAUGCAGGUGGUCCACCAUCCAUCCAUGAUUCAUGACCUGUACCCAAGCCACAGCUCAGGCGUGCCGAGUGCCGCCACGGUGGUAAUUGUGAUGUGUAUCGCCGCCCUGGUGGUUGUGGUGGUGCUCGGCAUCUACCGCAUCCACCUAACCCACCAGCAGGAGGUCAAGCUGACCGAGACGACCAAAGGGGCAGACGAGACCUGGGACGACUCGGCUCUGACGAUCACCAUCAAUCCAAUGGAGAACCUGGAGAACCCCCAGGCUGCAGAAGAAGAGGCCAGCGAGGAGGAGGAGGAAGAGGAGGAGGAGGAGGAAGAAGAAGAGGAGGAGGAAGAUGACGAGGAGGAGGAUGAUGAUGACAUCACCAGUGCCGAGUCAGACGACAGCGAGGAAGAAGUGGACGUCCAGCUACCCAGGAUGCAGCGCCAGAACAAGAGGGGCCAAAACUGGGACAAAACAACAAUAUCUUAUUGAAACACACAUUCACAGUCACUGACACACAAACACACUCAUUGUACAACACGUCCAUACUGAAACCUCCAAUCUGAUGGUUGAUACAAAAAGACUUUCUCUUCUAUGUGAUGUUGAAGCUCUAAAAAUGAGGUAAUAUCUCCCCCUACUGGAAGACGACACUGAAACACACACACACACACACACACACACACACACACACACACACACACACACACACACUACAAUGAUUAAACCUGAGCCUUGUCAGAAAACCUCCCGUUUUAUACUGAAAACAUAUAGCUGAUAAGAGAUAAUACGACACUAAAACUGCUCGUCAAUCAAAUGACUUCUUAAAGGGACAGCUCGCUAAAUUUAGGACAUUCCCUGAGAGAUGUUUUUCAUCGAACGAUCUCUCUACCGUUACAGUCUACACCACAGCCACAGUCUUUCAUAAAAUAACGUUGUGUGAAUCCCCUUUUGUCAGUUAAACCCUGCACCAUACAUUCAGUUUGAUGUAUCUAAUUCCACAGUGCAAUUUCUGAUGUCCCAUGAAAAUGCAAAACAGUCUUUAUUUAAGAAAACUGAGUUGCAAAAGUAAAGAAACUGAGACUAUUUUUUGGUUUGUAUACUUCAUGUUAUUUAUCAGUCUUUAUUCUAGCAAAGCCAGGUGAUUUUACAGAAAUAGCAUAUUUUCAAUGGUACUCAAAAACAAACAAAACAAAAAAAAGAUGAUCGGUGUGCUAUAGCAGACGUCAAUGUUGAACUAGCCGAGGGGUUUGAGUUUGGGGUUUUUGGGAAAGACAGAGGAGUCUCCUUGUAAAUUUUUAUACGCUUCUUUCUUGUAAAUACUGAGUAUAGUAGGUGACCCCCACUCAACCCAACCCAAGCCCCACUUUAUCCACCCAGAGACCCUCCUCUCCACCUGUACACAACACACAGACACCUCCUCAUAUGUAUGUACACACCCUGAACCCUAAGCCUGCAGGAGUCUUUACAGAACGGACCCUCAGUCCUCUGUGUGUGUUUCUAGCUCAGCUGGGUUUGUUUGGAUGGAUGUGCCACUGCCUCCAUAGUGACUGGUCAGUUAAAGCUGCACUAGGGAAGAUGUUUUUUU
This is a messenger RNA of Thunnus maccoyii (southern bluefin tuna), 4412 nucleotides long. Its product is annotated as calsyntenin-2-like. Gene Ontology annotation, cellular component: cell surface; postsynaptic membrane. Gene Ontology annotation, biological process: homophilic cell-cell adhesion; positive regulation of synaptic transmission; positive regulation of synapse assembly. The record is from RefSeq and is a predicted model, not a curated record. The coding region runs from base 527 to 3319 and encodes 930 amino acids. The transcript has 17 exons. NCBI's taxonomy places the organism in Eukaryota, Metazoa, Chordata, Actinopteri, Scombriformes, Scombridae. Gene Ontology annotation, molecular function: calcium ion binding; amyloid-beta binding; X11-like protein binding.